GCGGAGUUGCGGACGACGCUAAGAUCACAUUGCGCCGUGUGUAGCGUAAGAUAUAUUUCUGUUCCGUUUUUCUCUUCUAACAGCAAGGACGCCAAAGCGUUCAAUUCAAAAUGACAUCUCUAAUUUCUUCGAGAAUUGUUAGUUCAUCUGCACUGCAUCACGUUUUUAAAUCUGCUCUUAAUUGCGGAGAGAGCAAGUGUUUGUAUCCAAGUAUUCGAGUCAGUCAAUGGUACUUGCCCAACAGUUACAAUCAACAUAGAUUCUAUGCUGAAAAACAAGUUUACAAGAGAGAUAAGCCACAUUGUAAUAUUGGAACUAUUGGACAUGUUGAUCAUGGUAAAACAACCUUAACAGCUGCCAUUACCAAAGUCCUUUCUGAGAGGGAACUGGCGCGUGUAAAAAACUACGAUGAAAUUGAUAAUGCACCAGAGGAGCGUGCCAGAGGAAUCACAAUCAAUGUCGCCCAUGUGGAGUAUGAGACCGAAAACCGUCACUAUGGACACACAGAUUGCCCUGGGCAUGCAGAUUACAUUAAGAAUAUGAUUACUGGUACCUCUCAAAUGGAUGGGGCCAUUUUAGUUGUUGCUGCUACAGAUGGUGUGAUGCCUCAAACCAGAGAACAUCUAUUACUUGCUAAACAGAUUGGUAUUAACCACAUUGUGGUGUUUAUUAAUAAGGUUGAUGUUACUGAAGCUGACAUUUUGGAUCUUGUUGAGAUGGAGAUUCGUGACCUUCUUACAGAGAUGGGAUUUGAUGGUGAUGGCACUGCUGUCAUCAAGGGGUCUGCCCUCGCUGCCAUGGAAGGGAAAUCUCCAGAGAUUGGCUCUGAAGCUAUUGUAAAGCUUUUAGAUGAAUGUGAUAGAGUUAUCCCUCUACCUGAGCGUGAUUUAGACAAGCCAUUCUUGAUGUCAAUCGAGCAAACUUGCUCUAUCCCUGGUCGUGGUACAGUUGUGACAGGUCGCUUGGAGCAUGGAACAAUCAAGAAAGGAAAUGAAUGUGAAAUUUUGGGCUAUGGAAAAAAAGUUAAAAGUGUUAUCACAGGCAUUGAGAUGUUCUGCAAGACAUUAGAGGAGGCGCAUGCUGGUGACCAAUUAGGAGCUUUAAUCAGAGGAUUGAAGCGUGAUGAUGUAAGAAGAGGAAUGAUGGUUGCUAAGCCAGGUACACAGAAGCUGUCAGACUGUGUGGAAGCUCAGAUUUACGUACUGAACAAAAAGGAAGGUGGACGUACAAAGCCCAUAACAAAUAGAUUCAACUCGCAAAUGUUCUCUAAAACAUGGGACACAUUAAAUCAGCUUUAUGUUUGCAACAAAGAACUGAUCAUGCCUGGAGAAGAUGCAACUGUAAAUCUUUGGUUUCCCAAAGGAAUGGUUUGUGAACAGGGACAGCGAUUCACAAUCAGAGAAGGCUCAAUAACAGUUGCUACAGGAGUAAUUUCUAAAAUCCUUCCUAAUCUGACUCCUGAACAGAAGGAAACCAUUCUGAUGUCCAAGAAGCAGUUAGCAAAGAGACAAGAAGCCAGUAAAAAGGGGGCAAAAAAAUGAGCCGCUUGUUUUUUUCUCAAAUAAUAAAGAGGACACUUGCAUUUUUAUCUUAAAUUAAAAAGAUUUCUACGAAAUCCAUCAGUUGUACACUUGGCUGCACGCACCCUAUGCAUCCACAGUGCAAGUGGGAAAUCUUCAGUUUUCAUUUCUAAUGUUUCAUACUCCUGAGUAUUGAGUGGAAAUCACCUCACCGUGAAAAAUGUAGUCUAUUUCCAACAUGAUGUACUCCAUUUCCUGUUCAAUUUUAAGCUAAUAUUGUGAAAUGAACCUGAAAAAUAUUUUCUAGCCAGUGACUAAGCUCUCGGGUGUGUUAGGUGCAUGCAAAAUGUAGAUGUAACUAAGCCCUCAUUUAAAAAUGUUAUGGCUUUAUAUCAGGGCUGUAUGAUGUAGCAAUGUUAGAGUUGACAUUGUUUUCAUAUUAAAAUAUAAAAUUUGAAACAAAAGUU
Frankliniella occidentalis (western flower thrips) is the source of this 1987-nucleotide messenger RNA. RefSeq names its product elongation factor Tu, mitochondrial. Bases 111 to 1541 code for a protein of 476 amino acids. The transcript has 10 exons. Gene Ontology annotation, cellular component: mitochondrion. NCBI's taxonomy places the organism in Eukaryota, Metazoa, Arthropoda, Insecta, Thysanoptera, Thripidae. The record is from RefSeq and is a predicted model, not a curated record. Gene Ontology annotation, biological process: mitochondrial translational elongation. Gene Ontology annotation, molecular function: translation elongation factor activity; GTPase activity; GTP binding.